This is a messenger RNA of Haplochromis burtoni (Burton's mouthbrooder), 6797 nucleotides long. RefSeq names its product paxillin b (gene pxnb). Lineage: Eukaryota; Metazoa; Chordata; Actinopteri; Cichliformes; Cichlidae. Gene Ontology annotation, biological process: endothelial cell migration; substrate adhesion-dependent cell spreading; transforming growth factor beta receptor signaling pathway. The transcript has 13 exons. Bases 1426 to 4959 code for a protein of 1177 amino acids. The record is from RefSeq and is a predicted model, not a curated record.
ACAGAUACUGAACUUUGUCAGGAUUUCAAAACUAUAUGGUUGUGUUGCAUGUAUGCGUUUCUCUCUGUGUUUGUGUAUUUUAUGCUGGAGGUUUCUCCAUUCAUUCGGGAUGAAGUUGGGAUUUAGUGGUGGAAUAUUUUGAGAAUUUGAAUUAUUUUGUAAAAUAAAAACUUUUAGGAAGUUUUCCAGAAUGAUAUGUAAUCAGAUGAAUCUUGUUUCUUAACUUCUUUAACAUUUUUUUUAACUUGUCAGCUCUCAAAUACUUUAGAGUUAGAUAUUUUCCCUUUGGUUGCUCUAAACAGGCGCAAGUUUUAAUCCUAUCUCACCAGUGACUUGGUUUGAUGUUAAGAGAUUAAAAUAUAAACUCAGAAGAGGCAGGAAAUAAAACUUAACAAAUCCAAAUCUAGAGAGCCAGUCUGUGCUAGACAGACAGGUGGUAAGAGCUCCCUGUUUCUUGGAUAUUUGGACCGUUUUCCAUCCUGCCUUUCAAAGAUAUUAUUCUUUGUAACAGGGCCAAGCCUCUGUAGUGUAACACUAUGCAGCCAGGGAUUGCGGUCUAUUCUAGACAUGCUGCAGAUGGAUGGAUUGUGUGAUGUAAGAGUCUAUUUUGUUCCUGCGUUCCACCAAACACUCGCCAGGGUAACACUGUACCCCCUCAACCCUGGUUCAGAAACAUUUUCUGUCUCUCUGCUUCUUUGUUUUAUCAGUCUGUCUCACGAAGUUCACACUCAGGCUCUUGAAACUAAGACUAAUCAUAGACAUGAACUGGAUGCAUGGCACACGGAGCUGACAGAUCAAAUGCAUGGUUGCUCUCAUAGACUUCAAGUUUGUAUCUUAAUGUGGACUGUGGGAAAAACACAUUGCCAGUUUCUGGGGGAUGUUUUAUGACUUAGAAAUUGGGUGUAGGUGUUGUAGUGUGCCAUGCUGCGGUGGUCACAUUUGGCCAUGUACCCACCACAGCAUGGAUGACCUGUGAGGAGAAACCAGUUUUGUUAACAGGCUGGAAUGAAGGGCUCAGACUCGCUGGCAUUGUCUGUUACAGCCUGACGCCAACAUCAGUAGUGACCUCAGAGCGCCCAUCCAUCCGUCUGUCCACCCAUUUUGUUAACCAGUUAUUCAGCAAGGGCUGCAAGGGCUUACAAGGAUAACACACUAUAUCAUCCACAGCUAAGGCCAGUAUAAAAUCACCAGUUACUCUGAUAUUCUUUGAGCUGUGGGAGGAAACCUACACAGCCACUGGGAGAUUAUGUUUGCUCUUCACACAGAAGGGAGAUCCCACUGAAGGUGUGAUUGGUUUUAUGUUUGCAGGCUAAAACAUCUUGGAAAAAGACCUUUAGAAUUUGUUUACCUUAGACAAAUAGAUCUAUUCUGAUUGUUGUUUUGGUUGGACAGAUCGUUUUUUAUGUUCUCACUGUGCCUUGAAACAUGAAUGAAUUGCAUCUUUCAGACGCGUUGCUGGCAGACCUGGAAUCUACUACAUCCCACAUCUCAAAGCGACCUGUAUUCUUGCCCGACGAGACGCCCUACUCCAUCCCUACAGGAGGACAGCCCUACCAAGAUGUUACACUUCCACCUCCGGUCCCUCCUCCACCUUCAGCUGAAGCUCUGAACGGGUCCCUGAGAGAUCAGCCUGAUUCCCACCACUCCUCUCAGCAGUCACUGGGUUCGGCACAGAAGAGCUCAUGGUCAAGGGACAGUAGCAGUUCUCCAUUAUCUCACAUUGAAGAGGACCACGUGUACAGUUUCCCAAACAAACAGAAGACAUCAGAUUCCUCUACAACAGCCAUGACUUCUGCGUUGGGCAGUAAUCUGUCAGAGCUUGACAGGCUUCUGCUGGAACUUAAUGCUGUGCAACAGAGCUCCCCUUCAUUUCCCACUACAGAGGAGGCAGCUCCUCCCUUGCCAUCCUGCAGCAUCACUCACUACGAGAACGGCGGCACACCUGACAUCUUGGUAAGCCCACCACCUCAGGAGAAACCAAAGAGGAAUGGGAGGAUGGAGGACGCCCGACCUACUGUGGAAAGUCUGCUGGAUGAGCUGGAAGGCUCGGUGCCUUCACCCAGCCCCUCCACUCGCCACAGUGACUUGGACACAUCCUCUCAACAGCAGGCCAGAAUUUCAGCUUCCUGUGCCACCAGAGAGCUCGAUGAGUUGAUGGCCUCUUUGUCUGACUUCAAGCCUAGCUCUUUAGGCUCUCUGCUUGAACCAGCAGGAGCAUCUUCCAGCUCUUGCCACACUCCAAUGUCCUCUUCCAUUUCCCCCAUGGCUUCUCCUUCCUUGAGUCUGUCUCAUCCGUCUGCCUGUGCCUCUCCUCUCUUCUCUUUACCUGCUGGGCUAGAGCUACAUAUAGAUGAGGAUGGAGGAGAUGGUGGCAUGUUGAGACCCCACCCUAGCCAUCUCUCUCCACACAGUCCUACAUCCUCAUAUUCUGCAACCAGUGAGCUAGACCUGGACUCUGUCAUAGAUGUCUCUGCCAUCAUGCUAUCAUCUCAAACCAAGUCUCUGCUAGUCCUCUCUCAGUCUGCUUCCUCUAACUCCAACCUGCUAAGAAGUAGCCCAAGUCCUUCCAAUACCACUACCCCUUCACUUACCUCAGUUAUCACUGUCCUGGAUCACAAGUCCUCCAAGUCCCCAAGUCCAUCUGUAGAACGGGUCUCACCCUCAGCUUCUGGAGGUAAAUCCUCCUGUGCUCCUGAGAGUGUAAGCAAGGGUUCUCCUUGUUUUUAUGAUCUCGAUGUCAGUUUCUCCUCUUCGUCUUUACCUACAACCCAAAACUUCACCCCUCAGGUCUCAGCCCCCUCACCCCUCCCCGUUUUUGUCUCUCUGUCUUCACCUUCAAAAACAUCCUCACCAUCUCCAGUCUCGCCACUAAUAGUCUCUUCUCCAAUGGCCUUUAAUAACCACAACAGACAGUUGCUGGAGACACCACCUGCAACCCAUACAACCACCAACUUCACUGUACAGCAACCCCCUGUGGUAGAGCCAUCCCUGGAUGAGGCACUAGACAAGCUUCUAGCAAUGAGUUUUUCACAAAAUCACACAAUGGCGAAUGUGGAUGGACCUCAGCUGAAGAAUGAUGCAGAGUGUCUUGGCAGAGGAAUGCAGGAGGUGCACGAGGAGCUCAUCCUACCCUUGGACAGAAGCAGCGUCCAGCCAGACACUUUCACCAACACUUUUACAGACGAUUCAGUGGACGGAGGCACAGAUGGGAAUGGAGACCUGGACUGGGCAGACGAAGAGCUGUCCAUGUCCUUACAUGACGGUCUGGAUGGCACCAUGACCCCUUACACUGAGAGGCUCUAUACAGAUGGCAGCAUGACCCCACUGACAGAGGCCAGCUGGAUGGAUGAGUCCAUGACCCCAUCAUCAUGCCCCGGGACCCCUGACGUCACCCUGGACCUGCCCCUGCUUCAGACUCCCACUAUAGACAGAGUCUCAGCAUCUGGACAUAUAAAAUCAGUUAUUAGGCGCACUAAGGAGACUCCCAAUGUGCACCCCAUGUACCGAGAGGCUCACCUGCGCAGGAAGAUGGGACCCAUCAUUGUAAACAAGAACUCCUCCCAGGACCGUCUCAUAGAAGAGCUUCAGGGUAAGCUUGGGAUCGGCCGCUCAGAACGGAGGCGCAAACAGUCCGAUGAUUGGCUGACGGAGGGUGUCAUCGUCACGUCCAAACCUCAGCGAUAUCGUCCCGAUGGGGCGGGCAGUGAGGUCGACAAGAUCAUAAUUCCCCCCGAGUCUCCUGUCCCUGUGAGGAAGGUGCUGCCACCUCCCUCUCCCCCUACCCCUCGUCGCCCCCCUGUCAUAGAAGAACCUAAGCAACCCCUCCCUGUACAGCACCCCCCUGUCCCAAUACCACCCCCACCUCCUCCACCUCCUUCACCACCUCCACAACGUACCCACCACAUUCACGAACCAGUUGCUGCUCCACCUCGGCAGUUCAUAAAAGCCUCACCUCCACCGGCUCCAGUCCAGAACCCUUCUACACCUAAACCAGAGCCGCCUCCUCCUGUCCUAAAAACCCCAACCCAGCCACCAACAGUGGACUCGGUUCCCCCAGUUGCACCCAAAGUCCUGGUCUCUGUAGGCUGCCAAACUGAGUAUGACCCCAUCUUCCCUCCAAUGCAGAUUAUGGCCCAAGGGAAGGGUGGUGUCUCCGGUGGACCCCCGACACAGGUCAACAAGCUGGACAACAUGCUUGGCAGCCUGCAGUCUGACCUCAACAAACUGGGCGUGCAGACAGUCGCUAAAGGAGUUUGCGGAGCCUGCUGUAAGCCGAUUGUGGGACAGGUGGUGACCGCCAUGGGCCGCACAUGGCACCCCGAACACUUUGUGUGCACACACUGUCAAGAGGAAAUCGGCUCCAGGAACUUUUUUGAACGUGAAGGACAGCCUUACUGUGAGAAGGAUUACCACAAUCUGUUCUCUCCGCGGUGCUACUACUGCAACGGGCCCAUACUGGAUAAAGUUGUGACGGCGCUGGAUAGGACAUGGCAUCCCGAACACUUCUUCUGCGCUCAGUGUGGCUCUUUCUUUGGCCCUGAGGGUUUUCAUGAAAAGGAUGGAAAGGCAUACUGCAGGAAAGAUUACUUUGACAUGUUUGCACCGAAAUGCGGCGGCUGUGCCAGAGCCAUUCUGGAAAAUUACAUCUCAGCUCUGAACUGUCUUUGGCAUCCCGAGUGUUUUGUUUGCAGGGAGUGCUUCACCCCAUUUGUGAAUGGAAGCUUUUUUGAGCACGAUGGCCAACCCUACUGUGAAGUGCACUACCACGAGCGCCGCGGCUCCCUCUGCUCCGGCUGCCAGAAGCCCAUCACGGGGCGCUGCAUCACAGCCAUGUCCAAGAAGUUUCACCCGGAGCAUUUUGUCUGUGCCUUCUGCCUGAAACAGCUCAACAAAGGCACCUUUAAAGAGCAAAACGACAAACCCUACUGCCACGGCUGCUUCAUCAAGCUGUUCAGUUAGAGAGUUAGGGGGAACGUUUAACACUGGCACACUUGGGUCAGGGCUAAAAUGAGAGUCUGAAGCAUUUCUAGCACAGGGAGAGUGAGAACGGGUUUAGUUUGUAUCGCAGGAAGCGGUCUCUGGAUGAUGGCGUUGGAAGUGUGUAUGGGCUAAGUAUGUGCAUGUGGUUGAAGCGGUGUGCUGCUUCGGCCAGACUAAAUGUUUUUCACGUCAUUCAGAAUUUUUUUUUUUUUUUAGAUUGACAGCAGUUUAUUUGUGAAGCUUUUUAUGUGUUGUGAGCGGGUGACUAUAUCGGAUGAAGGUAUAUUCGGUCUUUAAAGGAAAAUCUUUUUCCCCCCCUCCAAGACAGCAACUUUUCUCCCAGUCUACUUAGAUGUGCUGAAACAAGCAGCUGUCUUGUUUGUUUUGAGUGUGUAUGUAUGUGUAUGUGUGUAACCCUCAAAUCGUUUUAUUUUUUAUCUUUUUAGAAGGUGAUAAAUUGUUACUAAGCACACUGAAACUCUGAUCUAUGAAAUGCUCGGUGUGUGGUAAAGUUACUCACUGGUUGAGUGCGUCAUUUUAGAAAUCAAAACAAUGAACAUAUGGCAGGGAACAGGUGACCUGUUGUUUUUACACAAUAUAAACUUUUUUAAACAAAUGAUCAGGAUAAAAGGCCUUUUACAUUCUCUCCUCCCUAGUAUAAAGUCAGAUAAGACACAUCUUUAUAUAACUGAUAGAGUUGUGUUUUAUGGUGAAAUGCAUCUUUAGUGUCCCUUGACCAGAAACCCCUUUCUAGUAUGUCAUAUUUUAAUUAAAGGUGCAUACUGUGUUACAAAGCAGUCAAGGGCAAACUGAGCAUGGAUUAAUAUUUGACUCAGCAGUCACUGCGGUGUUCACUCUUCAUUACAUGUGCUGCCAAAUCAUUCCUUUUGGUUCCUCUGAAUUAAAGCGAGUCUAAAAGCAGUUUGUUGGAUUUGCCUCGUACAGUAAACUGAAGCUGCACAGAGAUAUUGGGAGUACAGUGUUUUUGUGCUACACUACCCUUACUGUUUCUGAGUACAUCCUGAGAAUUUUUGUUGUUGUUUUUUGUACAUGUCCAAUGCAGCUACAUUGUAAGCAUGUACAUGUGUUUAAUAACCACUCGUUAAAAGAAGGAAAGGGCUGCUUGGAAGGCAUAGCGGAGAUAUUUGGAUGUCUUUGCUGAUAUUACUGUAUCGAGAAGCUGAUGAAUGUUUGUUUUUGAGAGAAUGCAAACCGUACACACAACUUGCCUGUGAUAUUCCGAUAACUAUGCAACUGUGGAUUAACAGCUUUGUAUUUCAGCAUCAGCAUCUAUUUCUUAGGCUGUCUGUGCCAUUGUAUCAUGUCUAAUAACACUGGCAAAUUCAGCAAAAAAUACUGAGAGCAGGUCAAGAGUCCGCUGUUCUGUUUUCAUGUUAUUAGUCUGUGAGUUUGUAAAAAUGAGAGCCUGGUGGUCUGCUAGAAUAACUGGUAGGACUAGGAUGACUCGUCUCCCUCAGCGUCUGAGUAGCAUCUACUGUAUGACCACCAGGUUGGGGUUCUGUACAUGGUUAUUCAUACACAGCAGACAGAUUUGGCCUUUUGUCUUGUUCAGGGAAUUCUAGAGCCUUAAUUCUUUCUUUUUUUUUCUCACUGUAUUUAAGAUAUCCUGUAACAGUCGUCUUUUCAAAAUGACUUUCGUAGAGGUUAUUUAACCAAAGCCAUACCUUCUUUCAGUUUUUCUUGUCUGUUCACUUUGUUUUUUCUUUUCACUUUGAAUGUCAAUAGAUACAAAUAGUGAGAUUCCUCUGUUCUAGCCUGAUUAUGCCAAUAAAUUCAGUUUUGGUAUCAAAAUGUCA